UAAACCCAUCUAGCCAGUUCUGUGUCUCUUUUUCCAUCUCAAGCUAAAACAAGAAAGAAAUUGCUAUUUUUUUUUUCAUUUUCGCCAUUACCAAACACUGCCUAAACUCUUCAGCUUUCAGAAAACUAAUUGCUACUCUUUUCCUUCUGUUCAAUUCCUACUCUUUGAUUGUCCUUCAAAGUUAUUGAUCAUGUCUGGUAUUGGAGAGGCUGCUCUAUCUGCUCUCUUUGGGGCGCUGUUUAACAAGUUCAGCUCUUUUGACUUCAAGCUUGCUAGUGAAAAGCAGGUUCACAAGGAGAUUGAGAACUGGGAAUUCACAUUGAAGAAUAUAAAUGCAGUGCUUGCUGAUGCAGAGAACAGACAAAUGAAAGAGCAACAGGUGAAGAUCUGGUUGGCUGACCUCCAAGACUUGGCCUACGACGUGGAUGACAUCUUGGACGAGUUUGCAACUGAUGCUUUGGGACGCAAAUUGAUGAAAAGUAUUGAAUGCCAAGCCAGCACAAGUAAGGUAAAAAAGUGUAUUCCUGCUUUCUGCACUAGUUUACAACCCAAGGCUAUCAUGUUUAACAAUAAGAUGAUGUCCAAGAUAAAACAUGUCUCCAAAAGGUUGAAACAGUUAGAAACAAGAAAGAGUAACUUGCAAUUGAUAAGCAAUAGAGAGCCAAAGACGAUAGAUAUACCGAACAGGCUGCCUAGUACUUCUUUGGUGAAUGAAACUGAAGUAUAUGGUAGAGUAAAAGACAAGGAGACAAUACUAAAUUUGGUUUUGAGGGAUGAUGAUAUUGGUGGUGGAGUUGCAGUGAUUCCCAUUGUUGGAAUGGGAGGAAUUGGCAAGACAACACUUGCUCAGCUUGUUUACAAUGAUUGCAGCAUAAGGGCUCAUUUUGACAUCCAAGCUUGGAUAUGUGUUUCUCAGGAAUUUGAUGUCGUUAAGAUAACAAAAACGAUCCUUCAAUCAAUCACACAUGAGCCAUGUCAUCAGUUGAAUGAUUUGAAUUUGCUUCAAGUCAGCUUGAAGGAAAAACUAUUCAGAAAGAAAUUCUUUAUUGUCUUGGAUGAUAUCUGGAAUGAGAGCUAUGAUGAUUGGACCAAGCUUCGAUCCCCUUUUGAUGCAGGAGCGGUAGGAAGCAAAAUACUUAUAACAACACGUAGUUGCAAUGUUUCAUCAAUUGUGAAAACUGUUUCAGAUUUUUCAUUGCAAAAGUUAUCAGAUGAUGAUUCUCUCUGUAUGUUUGCUCAUCAUGCAUUAGGAGCAAGAGAUUUUAGUGAUCAUCUAGACUUGAAAGAAAUUGGGUUGCAGAUUGUGAGGAAGUGCGGUGGCUUGCCUUUAGCAACUAAAACUAUAGGAGGGCUAUUGCGCAGUACGAUGGAUCAUGAUGCAUGGAAAGACAUACUAGAGAGUGAGAUUUGGAAUUUAUCUGAAGAGAAGAGUGGCAUCAUUCCAGCACUAUGGUUGAGUUACUAUCAUCUUUCUCCACAACUGAAACAAUGCUUUGCUUUUUGCUCUAUAAUCCCCAAAGAUUAUGAAUUUACAGAGCAAGAAAUAAUCCUACUAUGGAUGGCAGAAGGUUUCCUAAAUGAAGCAAACACUGCACAGAUUGAAGAUUUGGGUCGCAAGUACUUUAAAGAACUUGUAUCAAGGUCAUUUUUCCAAGUAUCUAGAAGGAAGAAAUCUCAUUUUGUAAUGCAUGACCUUAUUAAUGAUCUAGCUCAAUCAGUUGCUGGAAAAAUAUGUUUCAGAAUGGAGGGAAAUGAACAAAUGAAAUAUCCAAGACAUGUUCGCCACUCAUCUUAUAUUGCUGGCCAUUCUGAUGGUAUCAAAAGGUUUGAGACCUUUUAUUCAACAACAAGUCUGCGAACCUUCUUGCCAUUUACGCUGAUGUUGGAAGAGACUUACUAUUUAAGUAAUAAUGUUGCUGUUGAUCUGCUGCCGAAGUUGAGACACUUGAGGGCACUCUCUUUGCAAAGGUACCACAUUACAGAAAUUCCGUACUAUUUUGGAAAUCUGAAACAUCUGCGCUAUUUGAAUUUCUCCUAUACUGCAAUUAGAAGUUUACCUGAUUCAUUAUGUGCCCUCCACAAUUUACAGACUCUAUUAUUCAGGUUUUGUGAGCUAAUUGAGAAGUUGCCCUCAGAAAUAGGAAAUUUGGUCAACCUAUAUCAUCUCGAUAUUACUGGUGCAUAUUUAAUAAAGGAAAUGCCGAAUGGAGUCGGUAGGCUGACUAAUCUUCGAGCAUUGUCUAAUUUUAUUGUGGGACGAGGCGAUGGAUUGAAUAUAAGAGAGAUACAAAAUUUAUCAGAACUCAAAGGUCAGCUUUCUAUCUCUGAAUUGCAGAAUAUGGAUGAACCUCAAUAUGCAUGGGAAGCUAAGCUAUCUAGCUUGUUUGGCCUUGAUAAUAUAGAGUUAAAUUGGAGUACAGACUUCAAUGAAAGUACAAGGAAGAAAGAAGUUGAGAGAGAAGUGUUGAACUUGCUUCAGCCUCAUGAAGAGCUUAAAGCACUUGCCAUCAAGUAUUAUGCGGGAAUAGCAUUUCCAAUUUGGAUAGAAAGUCCUUCAUUUAAAUACUUGCAAUCUUUAAAGUUUGAAGAUUGUCGAAAUUGUGGAUUAUUGCCCGCAGUUGGAAAGCUACCACUUUUAAAAGAUCUUUAUAUCAAGGGGAUGCAUAGUGUAGUUAGAGUUGGCAAUGAGUUUUAUGGGGAGAAUUGGCCAAAUGUAUUUCCAUCAUUAGAGACAUUGUGUUUUGAAGAUAUGGCUGAAUGGAAAGAGUGGAAACCUCGUGAAUUUGAUAAAAAAGGUAGAGAAUUCUGUUGCCUCCGACAACUCUUUAUUGAGAAUUGUCCAAAAUUGGUCGGAACUUUACCGGAUUGCCUUCCUUGUUUGGAGAAACUUGUGAUUAAUGAAUGUCCACAAUUGGUAGCUCCAAUUUCAGACCUCCCAAUGCUAUGUGAAUUAGAAAUUGAUGGAUGCAAAGGAUUGGUGCUUCAGAGUUCUAUCGAUCUUUGGUCAGUGAAGAAAAUCAUUCUUUCCAACAUUUCAGCAUUUACAUGUGUAGCAGUGGAAAUGGCAAUAUUAGAAUUGAUGAAAGUAGAAAAUCUCCAUAUUAACGACUGUGGGGAGCUGGCUUCUCUGUGGAAAACAAAGUGGGGGUGGAUGGCGCCUUUGAGAUCUCUUCGUAGUUUGAAGUUUGAAAAUUGUCCACAGGUUGUGUCUAUAGGUGCAGAAAAGGAGGAAAAAGAAGAGCUUCAGCAGUUAAAACUACCAAGCAACAUUGAACAUGUGAGAAUAGAAGAUUGUGCAGGCUUAGAGAAGUUAUCAAAAACCUUGCACAACCUCACAUGUAUUACAGAGUUAGAGAUUGUAAAGUGCCCAAAAUUGGUUUCACUUUCAAUGGAUAACUUGCCUCCAACUCUUAAAACUUUGGUGAUUGGCAGCUGUGAAAAUUUGCAGUGUUUGCUGGAUGACAGAGAGAACAUCAAUUUCAGUGGCACUUCUGUUCUUGAAUCUCUCAGAGUUAGUGAAUGUGAAGCUCUAAAAUCAUUAUCAUCAAGUGGCAAGUUACCUGUGAGGCUCAAAAGGCUGGAUAUUCAUUGGUGUCCGAUGCUAGAAUUUCUAGCACAUGAAAUUGGAGACGGUACUUGUCUAGAAUCAAUUUUCCUCAGGAACUGUAAAAAUAUUAAAUAUUUGCCAGAAGGAAUGGACAAGCUCAGCCGUCUUCAAAUGAUUAGAAUCCAUAAUUGUGGAAAUCUGGUUUGUUUUCCUGAAUGUGGGUUGCCCGUUACCACCAACCUCAAAUCUGUGUGGCUCGUUGGAUGUGGAAAACUCCAAGCUGUGCCUAACCUCUACUCUCUUCGACAUUUGUAUGUAGCAAAUUGUCCAAGGCUGAAAUCCAUGGGAGAAGGAGGUUUGCCAACCAACCUAACAUCACUUACAAUCUAUGAACCUGAUUUUAGUAAGGCAGUGAUGGAGUGGGGAUUGCACAGGCUCACCUUUCUUACACGACUUGACAUUGAUGGUAGUUGCAUAGAUGCAGAGUCAUUUCCACAAGAGGAGAUAGGAAUGAAUAUGAAGCUGCCACCUUCUCUCACCCAUCUUUAUAUUUAUAGUUUCAAAAAUCUAAGAAAGCUGUCCUCCAAUGGUUUUCGGAACCUCACCUCUCUUCAGUCUUUGUGGAUCCACAAUUGCAAAAAGCUCAAAUCCAUACCCAGGAAGGAAAUUCUUCCCUCGCUUUUGCUACUAUUAAUAAGGAAUUGUCCAGUGCUAAAGGAAAGGUGCAAAAGGGAUAAGGGAAAACAAUGGUCCAACAUCGCCCACAUACCUCGUGUAGAGAUUGAUGGUAGAUUCAUACAUGAAUGAUCAACUAGAAGAUUUAAACCUUUUAUGAUUCUAUUGUCUUAUACUUAAAGUGGAGGUAUUUCAAUUUAUUAAGCCACAAAGUUGACUCUUCAGUCAUCAGCAGCAGCACCAGUUCAAACAAUGUCACUAGCAGCGGGGUGAUACUAACAUCAAUGACAACGAUGUUGCUGCCUAUAGAAUCACCAUCAUUUGCGGUCAUGCAGAUUGGAAGGAUACAUACCUAUAGGAACAUGAUCAUACGACCAAUGCGAUCCAGAGGAGGAAAGCUGAAAGUUGAUCAGCGUAUCGAAAAUGCAAGUGAGGAAAAAUCAGAAAAUCUACAUUCCAAUUGUACAUAAAUCAGAUGCAAAGGAGGAAAGUAUGGAGGAGCAGAAGUUGAGAAUUUGCACCAAUGCCAGACUAUUAUUUCUGAUCAGAAGUUUUAUAAUUCAGUUCUGCACUGAGUUUUUCGCCACCACUAUCAGCCGUUGUAUCAACCUCAGAAAUCUUCAAUGGUAGUUGUGUCGCAGGCAUGUUCAUACUGAACGCAUUCAUUUCAUGUCAUUAAGGUAUGUUUUAAUUUCGGCUGUCGAGAAGAUGCUUGUCUGAAUCAUCAGUGAUUGGACUAAAUGGAGUUCUGCAGCUUAAGCUAUCGCGCGAACAAGAUGCUCUGCCAAUGUUUAUUGCUAUUGUUACAUUCUGCCUGUGCACCAUAAGCGUCAACAGUUUUGAAUUACCAUGGAUAUUUUUGUUUUUCUAUUAGACUUUGUGAUUGGCUGGUUGUUUGGAUUUGCAUAUUAAA
Durio zibethinus is the source of this 5135-nucleotide messenger RNA. RefSeq names its product putative disease resistance RPP13-like protein 1. Lineage: Eukaryota; Viridiplantae; Streptophyta; Magnoliopsida; Malvales; Malvaceae. Gene Ontology annotation, molecular function: ADP binding. The record is from RefSeq and is a predicted model, not a curated record.